CAUGUCCAGCUCCUGCUGCAAUGCCAAAGGCAAUGGCAAGCACCACCACUACUACCCAUUCCUCGCCGCCGCCGCCGUAAUAACCUUCAUCCUUGCCGCCGUGCCGGCGGCCUCUGCCGCGCGGCGGCGCCCGGUGCGGCUGCACUUCUACAUGCACGACAUCGCCGGGGAGACGGCCGUGCAGGUGGUGAAGGGCAGCGGGCCUCUGCACCCGUCGAUGCCGCCGGGCGGCAGGCACUUCGGCGACACGACGGUGAUGGACGACCUCCUGACGGAAGGGCCGUCCAUGGAGUCCAAGGCCGUCGGCCGGGCGCAGGGCUCCUACGUGCUCGCCGGCCUGGUCGACCCCGUCGUCGUCGUCACCAUGACCGUCAAGAUCACCGACGGGCCCUACAACGGGAGCACCGUCGUCAUCGCCGGCCGCGACGACGUCCUCGCGGAGGUGAGGGAGCUGGCGGUGGUCGGCGGGACAGGGCAGCUCCGGGGAGCCUCCGGGCACGUGCUGUGGAGGACGGCGGAGGUGUUGGGGGCGGUGCACUAUGUGCUGGAGCUGGACGUGUACGCGACGGUGCCUGCCACUUCCUCUGCUCUGCGUCUGCAUGCUACGAACGCCACGCCUAUCGAUGCUGGUGGGAACAAAGAAACUAUGCGGAAUAAUAUAUGAUAUCUUUGAUGAUAUCUCUGAAUAUUUGAUGAUGGAAAGGAGUUUCCAGGUAGGGAUCACGUCGAUUGCUUAUGGUUAAUGGGUAUAAGUAACCCAUUUGGUCACAAUGCCCUUAACUAUAAACUGUGCUUUAAUAUAUAAUUAAUUUUUCAAAUUCAUAUUAUUAAUAAUACCAUGUGUAAACUGUAUCUGGUAUGUAUAAGCGUUGAUUCAAAGACGCGCCGGAUCACUGGACUCAGUUGUGUACGCUCGCUGAACUGAAACAGUAAUGAUUUGAAUGUUUUGUACAAGUAAACGCAUGUGUUUGUAUGCAUGCGUACCUAGCUUGCAAUGCUCAAGAGUUGAAGAUCUAUCGUGUGUACGGGCUAGCUAUCAAUUUUCGCCAACACUUGGCCAAAUAUGUAUGACCGGCCAAAACUUUUGUUGAGGGUGAUGAUUAAUUGGUGGGUAAACUAUCACCCAAUUCACCGUGUCUUUUCACUUCUGCUUAUGUUUAUAAGGUAAAAUUUAAAUUUUCAUCAUUAAAUCUGUAGUU
Oryza brachyantha (malo sina) is the source of this 1199-nucleotide messenger RNA. RefSeq names its product dirigent protein 1-like. The record is from RefSeq and is a predicted model, not a curated record. Lineage: Eukaryota; Viridiplantae; Streptophyta; Magnoliopsida; Poales; Poaceae. Bases 2 to 664 code for a protein of 220 amino acids. The transcript is spliced from 2 exons.